Messenger RNA from Adineta ricciae, 1317 nucleotides. Lineage: Eukaryota; Metazoa; Rotifera; Eurotatoria; Adinetida; Adinetidae. The record is from the annotation of a GenBank genome assembly.
AUGGAAAAUGUCAUCUCAAAAGAGCAACAUGACUUAGCUGAACUAGGCUUUUGUAGAUGUCUAUUAAAGCAGCAUCGAUUCUCACGUAUUAAUGAACGGUUAGGCAAACGGCAGCAUCUGUCAUCAGCUGAAUUAUGGUUGAUUUAUGCGCAAGCACAACGAAACUUAGGUGAUUAUAAUAAUGCCCAAUUCGGAAUUCAGCGAGCUUUAAGUCUUGAUCGAAACAAUAUUGAUAUACAAAGAGAAGAAAAAGCGAUUAAAAUGAAAAAUGAUCGAUCACGAACAUACGAUCCAAUUGAUUUUGACUCCUACUCUUCAAGUCUUCGCAAUGAACACUCAGUUUAUAAUAUUUUAUCUAUUGACGGCGGUGGUAUUCGCGGUAUCAUUCCAGCGAUUUGGUUAAUGUCAUUAGAACAUAAGAUUCGACAACCGAUUUCGUCCAUAUUUCAUGUUAUAGCGGGUACAUCAACCGGUGCAAUUAUUGGUGCAGGUCUAACAACACCAUCACUGACUGAUUCAUCUAAACCUCGUUAUCAGGCAGCAGAUUUAGUUGAAAUUUAUCGUAAAAAAGCGAAACAAGUUUUCUCAAUAAAUGAAAACUUUAUUAGUCGGAUGCGAAACUAUGUGUUAAAAGAAGCCAAAUAUUUGGAUGCAGGUCGUCAUAUGUUGUUCAGUGAUUACUUUGGUGGCUCACGUCUAUCUGAUGCACUAGCCGAACUGAUUAUACCAGCAGUAAAAAGUGACAGUAAUGUCACUGAUAUAUUCACACGACACGGUAGUUUGAAAGAUAGAACAAAGAAUCAUCUACUGACGGAAAUACUUAUGUGUACAACAGCUGCACCAACUUAUUUUCAAGCUUAUAAACUCGAAAAUGUUUUGUAUGUUGAUGGUGGUGUACAAGCAAAUAAUCCAGCAAUGUUCGCCUAUGAUCAUGCUAUAUCUGCUAAUUGCAAUUGUGAUAAAAAUCGUAUCCGACUUCUAUCGUUGGGUACUGGAGAUUAUGUAUCCGAUUCGUUAAAUCCUAAUGAAAGUCGGAAUUUGCUAUUUUGGGCUAAAAAUCAUCAAUCUGUACUCAGAGUGCUAAUGGAUGGUCCUCAAAAUAAUAUUGAUCUCCAUCUUAAUAGCGUUCUUAAUGAGAAUUAUCACCGAUGGCAAAUAUGGCUUGAAAAUCCUAUUGACCUAGACGAUACUGAAGAAAACAGUAUUAACAAAUUAAUUGAUUUAGCAUACGGACAUUUAGAGGAAAUGGAAGCAUAUGAUAAUCGUCAUCGACUUGGCCUGUUAGUAGAAAAACUUCAGUCGUCAUUUGAAUCAUAA